Phaethon lepturus (White-tailed tropicbird) is the source of this 968-nucleotide messenger RNA. It is a transcript of the gene MVK, whose product is annotated as mevalonate kinase. Gene Ontology annotation, biological process: isoprenoid biosynthetic process; cholesterol biosynthetic process. Lineage: Eukaryota; Metazoa; Chordata; Aves; Phaethontiformes; Phaethontidae. The transcript is spliced from 8 exons. The record is from RefSeq and is a predicted model, not a curated record. Gene Ontology annotation, cellular component: cytoplasm. The annotation marks the transcript as partial. Gene Ontology annotation, molecular function: mevalonate kinase activity; ATP binding.
CUGACUUUGAUGAAUCUAAGUCUCCCAGCCUAGAACAGCUGGAUACACUGAAAGAGUUUGCUGGAAUCCCUGCCGGAGCCUCCGCUCCCGAAAGCCUUGCUACUCUUGCCUUUCUUUAUAUGUGCCUGGCUAUUUCGGCUAAGUAUGGAGAUGUUCCGAGUGUGGACAUACUGGUGUGGUCUGAACUGCCCACGGGAGCUGGGCUGGGUUCAAGUGCUGCCUAUGCCGUUUGCUUGGCAGCAGCCCUGCUGACAGCGUGCAGAGCCAUCUCGUGCCCUCUGAAGGAGGGAGAGUCCACAGCCAGGUGGACAGAAGAAGAACUGACUUUGAUUAACAGCUGGGCCUUCCAGGGGGAGCGGAUCAUCCAUGGCAGUCCCUCGGGUGUGGAUAAUGCUGUUGGUACCUGGGGUGGAGCCCUGAGAUACCAAUCAGGAAAAAUCACAUCAUUAAAGAGGGUGCCAACACUGAGGAUCUUGCUGACCAACACAAAAGUCCCUCGAAGCACCAAGGUCCUGGUGUCUGGUGUGAAAGAGAAAAUCCUGAAGUUCCCUGCUAUAAUGAACCCGGUGCUGGACUCCAUCGAUGCAAUUUCUCAGGAGUGCCAAAGUGUUCUGGAAGCGAUGCCUGCAAAUCCAUCACCGGAGUAUUACCCUGUGCUGGAGGAACUCUUUGAUAUAAACCAACACCACUUAAACGUGAUCGGAGUUGGCCAUCCCUCCCUGGACAGGCUAUGCCGGGUGACAGCGUCCCACGGCCUGCACAGCAAGCUGACCGGGGCUGGCGGGGGCGGCUGUGGCAUCACCCUGCUGAGACCAGACACCUCCCCGCUGGCCGUGGAAGCAGCCAAGCGAGACUUAUGUGCCUGUGGAUUUGAAUGCUGGGAGACCAAUAUCGGGGCCCCUGGAGUGACCCUGCACUCCCCCUCGUCUUUAAACGCCAAAGUGCUGCACGCGCUCUCCGAGAGUUAA